This is a messenger RNA of Plectropomus leopardus (leopard coralgrouper), 380 nucleotides long. Its product is annotated as histone H4-like. NCBI's taxonomy places the organism in Eukaryota, Metazoa, Chordata, Actinopteri, Perciformes, Serranidae. Gene Ontology annotation, molecular function: DNA binding; structural constituent of chromatin; protein heterodimerization activity. Gene Ontology annotation, cellular component: nucleosome. The record is from RefSeq and is a predicted model, not a curated record.
AUGAGUGGAAGAGGUAAAGGCGGGAAAGGACUCGGCAAAGGAGGCGCGAAGCGUCACCGCAAAGUUCUCCGCGACAACAUCCAGGGGAUCACCAAACCGGCCAUCCGCCGCCUGGCUCGCCGCGGCGGUGUGAAGCGUAUCUCCGGUCUGAUCUACGAGGAGACCCGCGGAGUGCUCAAGGUGUUCUUGGAGAACGUGAUCCGUGAUGCUGUCACCUACACCGAGCACGCGAAGAGGAAGACCGUGACCGCCAUGGAUGUGGUGUAUGCUCUGAAGAGGCAGGGUCGCACUCUGUACGGGUUUGGAUGUUAAAUGGUUUUCUUCUGAUAAUCAAAAAUCAAAAAUCAAAGGUCCUUUUAAGGGCCGCCCACCUUUUACCU